GGCGUGGGCGGGGAAAGAAACAUGUAGGACACCAGGGGCAGGCGUCAUGGAUAUCCAGCGUUAUCAACCUGGCCAACACCAGUACGAAUAUCUAACAGCCCCGAUAAGCCUCACGACGUUGACAGCGGACAGUCCUCGGUGCGGGCCUCCUCGCCAUGCCCUCUGCCCUCUCGAAGAUGGGCAUCUUCCUCGGCAUCUUCGUUAUCGCGUGGGCGGGCUUCACAGCAGGCUUCGGCCUCUACCUUCAGACUCGGUGUGCGCGAUACAUUGACCGUGGACAUGUGUCUUUCGCAGCGCUUUCACAGCUUACGUACCCGAAUGCCUCCAUUCUCUUCGACGCGGCGAUUGCGAUCAAGUGCUUUGGCGUGGCAGUGAGCUAUCUGAUCAUCAUCGGCGACUUGAUGCCAGGCGUCGUCGUUGGCUUCGUACCCAGUGCUGAGGAUGUUGCCUUCCUGGUAGACAGGCAGUUCUGGAUCACGGCAUUCAUGCUCAUCGUCAUCCCCCUCUCCUUCCUCCGCCGCCUCGACUCGCUCAAAUACACCUCUGUAAUCGCCCUCUUCUCCAUCGCCUACCUCGUCAUCCUCGUUGUAGCCCACUACAUCAAAGGCGACACCAUCGCCUCGCGUGGCACAGUUCGAGUCUUCGAAUGGGCUGGCUCCGUCAGCGCCCUCGCCGCCUUCCCCGUCAUCGUCUUCGCAUACACAUGCCACCAGAACAUGUUCUCCAUCCUCAACGAAAUCGCAAACAACUCACACUUCCGUACCACCACCGUCAUCUUUGCCUCCAUCGGCGGCGCCUGCGCGCUCUACAUCCUCACCGGCAUCACUGGCUACCUGAGCUACGGCGACAACAUCAGAGGCAACAUUGUAUCCAUGUACCCCACCGCCGCCGCAGCAACAAUCGGCCGCUUCGCUAUCGUCAUCCUGGUUAUGUUCUCGUACCCGCUGCAAAUCCACCCGUGCCGCGCCAGUAUCGACGCAUGCGCAAAAUGGCGCCCUCGCCGUCGCUCCCCCUCGAGCCGCGAAGGCAGUCCAACACGGCACUCGCUCGUCGGCAACGAAGCCGCAAAGCCCACGGCUGAGAUGAGCGACAUGCGCUUCGCCGUCGUGACCACCAUCCUCAUCGUUAUGUCUUUCAUCACCGCUAUGACAGUGAGCAGUCUCUCGCUCGUGCUGGCGUAUGUUGGUUCAACGGGCAGCACAACCAUCUCGUUCAUAUUACCUGGGCUCUUCUACUACAAGAUCUCGGACCCGGAUUCACCGCACCACCAGCGCCUCGUCAAAGACGAAGACGACGAGAACGAGUUUGCGUCUGGAGUGGAGGGCGGUGCGAGUAGAGAGGGGAACGAGAAUCGCGAUUGGCGUCGUGGGCUGCUGCGCAAUGCUGCUCUUGGUCUUGCAGUUUAUGGAUUGCUUGUCAUGGUCACUUGUUUGGGGAUCAACAUCGUUUUUGGCGCGAGCGGGCAUUGAGUUUCUGCGUGCCACGUAUGGCAGACGGAGCCAUUUGGCAUUUGGAUAUUAGCGGGUGUUUAGGGUAGAGGCUUUUUUUUUUGAAUACGCAUAAGGCAUGAAGGGAG
Messenger RNA from Macroventuria anomochaeta, 1576 nucleotides. RefSeq lists its product as uncharacterized. NCBI's taxonomy places the organism in Eukaryota, Fungi, Ascomycota, Dothideomycetes, Pleosporales, Didymellaceae. Gene Ontology annotation, molecular function: L-lysine transmembrane transporter activity; L-glutamate transmembrane transporter activity; L-serine transmembrane transporter activity. Gene Ontology annotation, biological process: amino acid transmembrane transport. The record is from RefSeq and is a predicted model, not a curated record. Gene Ontology annotation, cellular component: fungal-type vacuole membrane. The transcript is spliced from 2 exons. The coding region runs from base 156 to 1469 and encodes 437 amino acids.